GGGGCUCAAUGGCACUUACUUCCGAGUAAAUACGCGUAGGAUCGGGUUAUACAAGCCUCGCUGCCCAAAUUAAAAAGAAUAAUAACCCGAAGGCGCUCAAUCUACUUUAAGCGCGGCUUAUUUGCAUCCAGAAACCGCCCCCUCCCCUCUACUGCAUUGGGCUGUUUGUGUUUUGGUACCCUCUGCUAUGAUGUCAUCACGUCUGUGAGGUCACGGUGCGCGGUGACGCUGGCAACGUCGGCGUGCCCUGCGUGCUACUCGCCCGCUUGCUUUUCUCGCUCGCUCCCCCCUCCCCCCCAUGCAGCUCUGAGGAGGCGGUAGUGGCGGCUCACGGGCAGCCCGGGGCCUAGUGGAAGGGGCCGGGCUGGCGCGGGCAGAGGGGCUCCCGUCGCCAUGGAGGGGAUGGAAGUGGACCUGGACGCCGAGUUGAUGCAGAAGUUCAGCUGCCUGGGAACCACCGACAAGGACGUGCUCAUUGGCGAGUUCCAGCGGCUUCUCGGCUUUCAGCUCAGCCCCGCCGGCUGCGCCUUCUUCCUGGACAUGACGAACUGGUACAAGCCCUGAGGGGAAGCAGGGGAGGCGGGUGGGCAAGGUGGGCCGCGGCUGCGGGGGGGGGGGGAGCGGCGCGUGGGUUGACGGUGUGGGUCUUGGCCGUGUCUUCUCGGGAGGGCUGAGCGGAGGAGGCCCUGGCGGGGCUGACUUCGCCAGGCCCAGCUCGCUCUCCCGGUCCUGGGGAAGUUGCCCCGCCAAGGAAGUCCGGGCGAGGGCUGGAUCCCGAACGCGCUGGCGGCGGGGGAGCAGCGUCGCGUCUCUCCUCCUUUCUAUGGUGGACCAGCUCCGUCCAAUGUAAACAACCUCAGUGUGACGCGUCUUCACUCGCGGAGCAUGUCAUACAAGUGCCGCCAAAAUAUAAAGGAGCAGUAGUCGCUUCUACCCCCCCUCCCGUCUGUAAAGGUAGUUGGAUGAGGCCCUCUUUCGACAGGAGUAGGCGUCAUCUUGGGUCCAAAUCCGUGGGUCGUCUUGUUCUCCUUAAAGGCUUCGUGCUUCGUGACAGGUUCCGUCAUGUUAUGGUUUCGUUUCUAAUUGUGUCUCUAUAUAUUCAGCAAUGCAAAAAGGGUGUCUGUUCGUUAGAGUGAAAGCCAGAGUGCAAGUUCACAGGCCAGAUGUUUUCUUCUUAGUUGGAAUACAGUUCAUAUAAUCUCAGUGGUUGGAUUGCAUAGUGGGAAUGUGGAAUAUUAGCUCUUACAGGUUCAGAGUUUGGGAAAACAUCUUCUCUUGGGAUUGUUUACUAGUUUCAUCUGCCAGGCUUAUAAUUAAAAGUUGACAGUGUCUGAAAUCUGUGGUCAGCUGUCAUGGAUUUAUGUACAAUCAGAUAUUGAUUUGUUCUCUUUUUGAGUGUUUUACUUCACAGCUACCCUGUGAGGUUGGCUAGUCAUGUUAUUAUUAUUUUUUCUCUGUUGGGGAUUUCAAGCUCAGGGGCUGUGCAGUGAGUCCAUGACAGAAGCAAGGCUUGGAUUUCUAGAUCCAAUCCCAGUUCUCUAUCAGUAGGAUCACACUGUAAACAUUGGAGGUCAAAUAAUUUAUGGGCAACUGUAGACCAUGGGUUGGGCCAAUCACAUCUGUAUGGACCACAGUUGAAAAGGCUGGAAUCAUACCCAAUCACAACUUUAAUUACUUCCUAAAGAGUGUCGAAUUCUCAGGUUUGUAAACUAAAGGUUCUAAAAAGCCAUGCCUGCAGCGUGUUUGAAUGUGGUGGAGAGGUGUGGUGUUGGAGCAUGUUUUCAGUGGCUAGCUCUUCCUGUGUCUUUCUCAUACUUUUUCCCGCUAUCACUCUACUACAUGCAUAACUUUCCUCAAUCCCAUCACCCACCAAUUUUGCUUUACAAAAAUGCCACUCUAUUAAAAAUAUUAUAUUUGGAAAUAAAUGCAAAAAUGUGUGUACACAUAUAAAGUUACUUUGAGCAUGGGGUAUCCAACACAAUAGCAAAUUGAAGCUCAAACAGCUGAACAAGGGAACAUGAAAAAUAUAUUCUUGCCACAUUUCAACCAUACAUGGAAAUCCAGUUGAAAUUAAUGAAGUAAACAUGAUUAGGAUUGGACUGAUAAAUAAGACACCAGUAACUGGUUUUCUGUCUGGUGUAUCAUUUCUUUAUUUUAUUUGUCAGGUAUGUAUUUUACACUUUUUCCAAGGAUCUCAACUUGGUGUGCAUAAGUGUUUCAUUUUAUCCCAAGAAAAAUAAGAGGUAGGUAUGGUUAUGCCUAGACUAGAACCUGGUCUCUGUAGAUGAGAGAAGCUAGUGUCUGGAAUAUACAAUUUCAAAAUGUAGGUAGGGACUUGCAUAAUUGCAUGCUUCAUUGUGGGCGGAGAAUGAUUCCUACAGAAAGCAAGUAAGUCAAGAAGAAGAAACCUAUGAUGGCACUCUCUACCUUUACAUCAAGGUUAACUGUGUGAAGGGUUUUAUUUUGGUGUGCAGCAACAUUUUUUGGGAGCCCCCACUUGCUGUCUGAUGUUGUGACCCUUGGAAAAGGGUGUGGCCCAGAUGUAGAGUGCAGAGGUGCUAAAAAUAAUUGGUUUAUUUCAUUACACUUCCAGUUAAAAGAUCCCUGGUAUCAAUAUUCAUAAAGAUCCUCUCUUAGAGAUACUGGAGAUCUGCAUCUAAUUUGUGUCACAGAUAGUAGGUUAAAUUAACUAGUCUUCUACAUAGGGCAUGUAAAGCCAUACUAUAGGAGGAGAUCAAAUGCUUCUUUUUAAAUUUUAAAAUAACCAAAGUUCCAUGUUAUGUCUGAACUUUGGCUAGUUCAAUAUUUAUGCAAUGAUUUGUGAACAAUUUAGGAUCAUCAGCCAUGGUUUGACCUGUUGGAACUAACCAUAAUCUAAACUAACUAGAGUUCCCAGAGUUUAAACACAACAUAGGAGAGUAUGCAGGAAAGUAUGCAAGACUGACAUUUAUUGUAGCUUGUGCACAUAAUGCUAAAUUAUGGUUUAGGACAGGGGUCAGCAACCUAAGGCCCAUGGGCCGGAAGUGGCCUGCAGAGGUCAUUUGACUGGCCCAUGAGCCGCCCCCGAACUGAGUUUCUCUCACACGCGCUGCGCUAAACCAGCACAGCGCGCCAGGGAAAAUCGCGUCUGUACAUGCGCAGAGGCUGAAAAUCAUGGGCACGGGCGCUCACGCCGGUGCACAAUCCGGCCCAGGCAAGAUAAACCUUGCUAACCCCUGGUUUAGGACAUGUUGUUCUGUCCAAACUGACCUUUAUUGUUACAUUAUCCAGCUUGCUACAACUUUCAGUUUCUCCCCCCCCCCCUGGCCAUGUUCCCAUCUUUUGUCUGUUUACUAGUAGGUAAGUACAGUCAUACCUCAGGAUGAAUACGCUUCAGGUUAAGCAUUUUCGGAUUGCGCUCUGUGGCGACCCGGAAGUAAUGGAACAUGUUACUUCGGAGUUUCGCCGCAUGCGCAGACGCUCAAAAUGACAUAACGUGCAUGCACGGAAGCAGCGAAACGCGACCCGCACAGUCGCGUGUUACGUUUGCUUCAGGAUGCGAACGGGGCUCUGGAACGGAUCCCGUUCGCAUCCAGAGGUACAACUGUAGUAUUUUCAUGCCAACAAUUGCUGAAAGCACUGUCAAGAGUGGCUGUUUGGGGAGAUGUUGAACGCUUCCUCUAGUAAUAAGUGAAGUGGCCAGACUUGAGCAUAGUUCUCAUAGUUAAGUCUGAGAGCAGAUUCUAAUGUUGUAUGAGCAGAGGGUUCCCCAACCUUUGGGAGCAGAUCUUGAGGAUGAAUGGAGAGCUGUGAAGGGGAGGGAGAGGAAAUCUAAUUGAAUGAAAUGUGUUUUCUCUGAUCACAUUUGGAUAGUCCUGGAUACAACCUGAAGGGUGAGGUGGGGGACUGCCUACACCCAGAACUACUUAUCAAACCAGAUAUGUAGCUGAAUUAUGUAGGACUUCUGUUGAACAAUGUUGGUGUGUGUUGUAAUAGUAUCAAAUAAAACAAACAAACAUGUUUUUGACUGCCCAUAUCUGCCGCCUGCCUGUUGGUUGAGGAAAAGAUUAGGUCAGAAGUGGAAAACCUUGGAUAGGGGGUGGGGUGGGGGCAAAUGUGGCCUUCUAGUCCUCUCUGUCUGACAGUUGGGGCCCAUCUUAGAUUAUUCCCCCUACUCAGGCUAUGCCUCUCUCCAGCACUGUUCCAUACUCUCCUCAGGUUUUUUUUGCCUGCCUGGAAUGUGUUCGUGAACAAUAAUGUCUCUUGUUUUCCUGGAUGGAGGGGUGUGGGGUGUGUGUAUUUAUGUAUGUAUGUGUUAUUGUAUGUGUGUGUAUAGAAACCUCUGACCUUUGUAUGGCUGGCAUGUAGCCUACCUAAGAGUCAUAACUGUUGCUGCAUAACACUUUUGCCUCUGGCUCUGUCAUUCCUUGUGGCCCACUGAAGGUUCCUCAAAGGGAUUGUGACCCUGGGGCUGAAAAGUUUCUCACUGCUGAGUUAUGUGCUCCUCUCACUAGUUCAGUAUCUAUAGCCAUUGGCAUAUCAGUGUCCAGAUUCCCAUCUCUGUCCUGGUAAAGGAGAUGAAGGGGUAGUCUUGUAAGGGUUGAAGGGUAUAUUCUGCUCUGCUCCUUCUAAUUUGCUCCCCCCGCCCCAUUUUGGGUCCCUACAUUAUCUGUGGAGUAUUCUGUCCUUGCAUUCCUGUCCUUGCAUCCCUGUUAAAACUUGUGGAGUAGAAUUCCUGGUAGAUGUCUUGUGUUCAGAGGCCUGUAGUAAGACUCCUGUGAGGAGGCUGAAAAAAUAGGUAUUGUACAGGUGCCAUUCAUGCUUUUCUGUUUGAGUCUGUUAAUCUUGAGAACGUGUGUAGUUUACCCAAAUGGCCUUUUUUGAGCUUCAAAUGCAAUUUCCCAUCUUUUUCAAUCUUAUUUAUGUACUGAAGAGUUCCAUAGGUUUGUAGCUGAAUUUUCCUCAGGAAUACUAUUUGAUGCAUGAGCUGACUUGUCUUGCUGUAUCAUACGUAUCUAAUGUUAUGAUGUGUUACUAGGUAAAUAUGGCCAUGCAUGAAACUAGUCACGAUCUUAUUCUCUAGCCUAGUUAGUCAGUGGGAUACAUCAGUAUAUGCUAUUUUCUGCUGCUGACGAUUGUAACACUGAUGCAAGAAGGAUAGACACUCUGCAGGUAAACAUUAAAUUGGCACUCAUGAAAUUGUUCUCCCCCUUACUUUUGGCCCUCUGGUAGUGCCAGCAUAGUUGAGUUGCUGUACCUGUGUAACUUCGGUCCUCUUCCUGUGUUUUUAGUAGCUUGGGAGCUGCUAAAGAAUGGCACCUUUCACCAUUGCUCAGUACUACAAAAAAAAGAAGAAGAAGAAGAAAAAGAAAAAGAAGAAGAAGCCAAGUUUACAUGAGAGCUGCUUGCCAUGGCUUCUUGCCUCACCACUAUCAUUCCUCCAUACACUUGAAAUAAUGAUGGAAGGGGAAAGAGCUGUAGUAUAGAUUCCUUCCACAUGACCCUGAACUUUGGCUAUUGAAUAAUGUUCAAAGGAGUCAUGCUGCAAAUCUUAUUGCACCACUGUGGCUAUAUUACCCAGGAGAGCAGAUCUGAUGUGGCAAGGAAUCAUGGGGUAGGCUUCUUUUGAGAAACCACUAAAAGUAACAGUGAAAGAGAUCUUCUCUUGUUCUGACUUCACUUUCAUUCCUCUUAGCUGCACCAGAAUGUCCUGUUGACGAUCUUACCUGCAAAAGACCUUAAUUGCUGUAAUGUUUAUAGACUCUGAACAGUACAAUAUAUGAUAGGAUUGUGUUUAGAUUUAAAAUAUUUUUUUUAAAGUACUAUAGUGUUUUGUCCUUUGAGUUACAUAAUUUCACUUGGUCUGAAAAUAUAUGACAUUGCACUUUGUAGGAUAACUCCCCCCCCCCUUUACUGUAAACUACCCUGUGAUUCUCGGAUGAAGGGUGGUAUUGAAAUUUAAUAAAUAAUAAUAAUAACUUGUGGUCACUAAUAUGUCCAUAGGAACAGUAUUCCAUUGCUUUGCAACAAAAAUGUUAUUAUUUGAUAUUGGAUAGUACUUUACAAAGAGCCUGGUUGUUUUUUUUUUUUUUUUAAAAGGUUACUCAGUCUGAAUAUUUGAUAUUUGGGUGUAUAGCGAAGAUAUUUUACUGCCAGUUCAUCUAUGAGAAGUUCUGCUGUUUAUUAAAUGAUAUGCUUAAAAUGCUGAGCAUGCAUUCCAUUCUUCUCUUCUCCACUAGGUGAUACAUAAUCUAGAAAGCCUGCUGACUUUGAAAACACAUCUAGCACUUUAAGUUUAGAUACUGCGAUUAGUGAGCUGUCUUGAGCCAAUUUAGCAUUUAACAUUUUCUAACUCCUUUAACAUUAUGCUUUAACUUGUUUGAACAUGUUCUAGUUCUUUAAUGGUGUAGAGUUGCCAUCUGUCUGGUUUUAAACUGGCCUAAUUGUAGGUUUCACCUCUCUUUUUCCUUGGGUGGUGAUUGUUUUAUUUUUAGCUCAUUCUCAGUGGCCAGUAAAAUUUGCAUUUCUUUAAAUGAAUUGUAUACAUACACACAUGAGUGGGCUCUUCUGUUUUGAAGUUGAACAACCUCCCUGCAGUAAAGUUUACUGUAAUUUAAAGAUACUGGACUGCAGUGGUUUUGAAAAAGUGUAUAUUCUAAGCAAAUACCUGCUUUUUAGAGACUGUGAUAGAGUUGGGGCAUGACUCUGGGAUGAAACAGUUUAUCCUGACACAUUUCAAUCUGGAUUCAGACCUGGUUAUGGGACUGAAUCACUCUUGCUCACCGUGAUAGAUGACCUUUAUCUUGAGAAGCGCAAGGAAUAUGACCCUGUUAUUCUUGUUUGAUUUCUCAGUGGUUUUAGAUGUUAUUAAGCAUGGCAACCUUCUGAGCCCACUUAGUGUGGUAAGUAUUGGAGAAGUAUUGGAGGCAGGGUUGGAUUAAAAGAAUAGCGUUGGAUGAUUGUCUUUCAGUCACCUGGCAAUGGUGCUGUAAGGUGGCAUAGGAUACUAUCUUGUCUCCAAGGCUGUUUAAUAUUUAUAUGAAGCCAUUGGAGAUUUGGAGUGAGGUGUCAUUAUUACACUGAUACCCAGCUCUAUUUCUCUGUAACAUCUGAAUCAGGGGAACUCAUGGACAUCCAAUGAGCCUGCAUGUUGGAAAAUUAAGAUAAAGACGGUAUUUCUUCACGCAGUGCAUAACUGUGGAACUUGCUCCCACAGGAGGUGGUGUCCCUUCCAACUCUACAACUCUAUGAUUCUUUGAUCUAGUUGAGAUUCCUGCAUUGCAGGGAUUGGACUAGAUGCCCCUCAGGAUCCCUUUGAACUCUGCAAUUCUCAGAUUCUGUGUAAGUCCUGAACUGGUGCCUAGACUCAGUAGUGUGCUAGAUGAGGGACAAUUAACUGAAUUUGGCAAGAUGGAAGCACUGUGGGUGGGUGGUUCCUGAAUCUGGAUAAUUGGUCAGUUGCCUGCUUUGGACAGGGUCAUACUCCCCCUGAAAGAUCAGAUUCAUGGUCUGGGUGUGCUUCUGGAUCCAUCUGCCACUAUUGGAGUAUCUUCUAAGAGCUACAGCUGAUAUGACAACUGUGUCUAUUUCUGGACCAGGAUAGCCUGACCGCUGUCAUCCAUGUGCUGGUAACUCACAGGCUAGAUUACUGCACGGUUCUCUAUGUAGGGCUUCCCUUGAGGUUGGUCUGCAAGCUACAGCUGAUGCAAAAUGUGACUGCUCAACUGCUUGCUGGGGCAGCAUAUCGCCAACAUGUUGCCUCUCUGUUGAAAGAAUCAGACUGGCUGCCAGUUAACUACCAGGCUAUGUUUAUCAGGCUGGUUUAUAAAGUCCUAUACAGCUAGGGAUCAUGAUACCUGAAAGAGCAUAUCACUUGUUAUAUAUCCAAUAAAUCACUGUAGUUUGAAAGUCAGGGCUUCCUGCAGAUACCAUCUUAUCAGGAAGUCUGUUCCAUAUAAUGUAGUAAUUGUGCUGUUCAUGUGGUGGUACCUAUCCUUUGGAAUUCUCCCCUUAAAUGUGCUGUCUUUAUUUUUUUUGGCACCUACUAAAGACCUUCCUCUUUCAGCAAGCCUUUUAAACAGAGAUCUUUCCCAGUCUGCAUCUGUACUGAGAUUGUUUUAAAUAUGUUUGUAUUGGUUUAUCACUUACUACUUGCAGCCCUGUGCUCCUAUGGUAAGAAAGGCAGAACAUAAAGUAAAUAAAUAUACUUUUGGGGGGUAUUGGGUAAGAGCGAUUGGUAAAAAUAUGAAGCACUUCUGCUGGCCCUGAGCAGCUAUUGAAUACAACACAUUGAUUGUUUGACAUAUAUGGUAUUGAUUAGAUCCAGGCUACUAGCUAAACCUAUUUCUCACUGAAAUCACUGUGACAAGUUAGUGGUGACUUGAGUCCUGUUGAUUCAGUGGGGCAUAAGUGCAACUAACUUAGUCUGGAUCCAGUCCAAUGAACCUAAUGUCUAGGCUUGCUGCUGUUGAUCCUUUCAUUUCACUUUCACUAUAGGAUCUGCUCUGGACCCACCAUAAGUGCUUUGCCUGGCUAGAAUGUCCUUUAAAAAAUAGGGGCAUUUUUGCCAUUCAAGUAUUUUAUUGUUUUUUCACAUAAAAUAAACAUAAUUUGAAAUAUAAGCAACAACAAUAGCAGCUAGUCUCUUGCUUGCUUGGAUAGAGGAGAAUAAGGGAGGUAGCAUGGAAAAACAUGGCUUUUGGGUGGCUGGCUGGAAUGUUGUACAAAAUGUUUAUUCUGCCUGUUUGUCCUUCCGACUUGCUCCUUUGCUAGGGGGUAAGUAUCCUGUCUUUAAUUGAGGUAGUGGUGGGGGAAAACCACCACAGACACUGUAAACAUGAAGCUGCUUGUGUUCCCUUUCCUGGACAAAAAACCAGCAUCCUCAUUCAAAGAUGCAAAUUCUCUGCUUGCACCCACAUUGGGGGAUGUUGUCAUCAGCCAAACCUGCCAGGUGAAAGGGGAAGAGAGACAGGGUAUGUGUUUUUAAAAAGUGCCAAACUUUUAUCAGAUCAUCCUAGAAGAGGGAAGGUGGGGGGCAAAGCUAGGUCAGAUUCCUCUAGACAUGUCAACGCAGACAGAGAAGAGUUGCGGGCGGGAUCACAGUUCCAGAUUAAAAUUGUAACCCCACAAAAAUAUUUCCUUAAAAAUGUUUGGUGCUGGUAGCGUGGAAGUGACAUCUCCCACUCCACUUAAUAUCUCCAGUCCAGCAUGUGGAGAGGCACAGGUUCCCUAUCCCAGAUCUAGACAUUAUGAACCUGGUUGGGUCUGGAAAUUUCAAGGUGGGUGAUACACUGAAGCAGUUAUUUGUUAAAAUAGUUAAGAGAUUUUUGCAGGAUUUUAGAAUUUGAGCAGCAGUGAAGGUAAAGUGUAGUCUUGGUGCUUUGAAGUGCUAUACAGGUUGACUCAGGUCCUGACCUUGCACCAUUUUCAGAUUUUUCUCUGCUAAUGUGAGAACUAGAAAUUUAUCUCUUCUGGAAUAAAAACUGGGGUUCUUGGGAAACUAGAUACAUCAUGCUACAGUGCUUAUACAUGAAAAAUGCACCCAUAUCUAUUGCAAGCAUUUUCUAUGCAGAUAUUCAAACAACAAAAUUCAAAUACAUUUUAUUUCUAAAUAUUUUUGCUAGAUUCCUAACAGGCAGGAGUCAAAAAUAUUGAUAUGUUGUAAGCGCUAGCAUAUUUUUUUGCCCCGCAAUCCGGAUUUGGUGUCUAGAGAAAAGUGGCAGGUGAUCAGUGAGAGAGUGCAUCCAGUGUUCUCUGUGUGCAUGCUCCCCUGCAUCCAGGAGGCAUCUGUUGCAAUGAUGGCAUUGCAUUUUAUGCAAUACUACAGCGGUAGUAUCUGUUUCCUCCCACCCACCACCCAGCCUUUCCAAGCUUGGAAACACUGAUAUAUCACAGGUAGCUGUAUCCUGCUUUUUUUAGUUGAGGCGGAGCAGGGGGAUAACGGCAAACAGAAUAUGUUUUGUCCCCAGACAGAAAGAAGGUGAGCAGUGUUGGUGGCUGACUAUGGGGUAUUUAAUAGGGCUUCUGAGGUUUUUUCCAGUUUAGUAUUUUCAAUUAUUUUGUAUAAUGCCUCUCUCUGACACUCUUCUGAAGAGCUAAGUAGCUUCAUUUAAAAGGAGUAUCAACAGAGACUUUUUCUACAGACCAUGUGGUGAAUCAUAGUUAGUGUUGUACAAAUAAACCUAACUUCUGUAAUAUAACUAAAUUAUAAGAAAAGACGCUAGAGUAACUAACCUAGGCUGAAGAGGGCAGGUAAGGAGAAGACGCUUGAGGCAACUAACCAUACUAAUCAAAGGACUGUUUCUGGUCCCUUGGACAAGACUAGGAUGCACAAUAAAUGGGUUAUUUGAAAUGAAUAUGUGUAUGUAGAAUUUGUAAAGAGAUGUUUUCAGUAAGAUUUUUUUACAUGGAUACAAAUAAACUUGGGAAGGCGUGCGGGCAGGCAGGGGUUAGGUGACAGAAUUCCCAGAUGCUUUAAAUAGCCCUGAAGCACAAAAGCUCAUUUUAUAGUAUAUCAGUUUCAUUUCUGCUACAAACUCUGAUAGGCAGCCCUGUGGAAAUUUUGCUCUUCAAAGUUCAUGCUUGACUGUGAACAUACCUUUUGUAUUGCUACUGCUGGUGGGAGGUGAAAGAUUAUCUUGCCAUUCCCAAGGGUUUCAUUGAAAAGGUUUGAAAGUGUAUCUAGUCAUAGAAUAAUAGAAACUGAGAAUUGUAGAGUUGGAAGGGCCCCCGAGGGUCAUCUAGUCAGUUUCCUGAAAUAGGGUGCAGUUCCAAAGUGGAUGUUUACACUGAUUGUCUUCGCUUAAAAUCGAAUGAACUAAGAAAAAAUGCUGUUUGAAUUGUUACUGGUUCUUUAAUCAUAUGACUUUGAAGGUAUUCACCAUUAUUGUCUUCUCUCUCAGGUUUCUGUACAGACUCUGUGGGCGUAUCCUAGAAUAGCUCUGUGGCAAUGAGCACUUGUUCAGUUGAACUUCAGUCAGACAUUUGCUUUGUCAUCCUGACUCUGCUGGUGUUUCUUCUCCACCCUUGCUCUUUUCUAAUAUUUCCAUUUUUAAAAAUGAACUCUAGAAUUCACCAACCUCUUCUUAUUGAAAAAGUCAAAGACUGAAACUAACUAGUGCACUCAUUUUGUUUCUGAUAUAGCAAUGUAUAGACAAAUAUGCUUAAAAUACAUUAAGAGAAUGAGAUAGCAAGUCUGCUUUUCAGUUUGCAUUGCCUUCAGUUAGAUUUUAACAGGAACAGACAUUGAAACCAUUCCAAGUGGCAAAGCUGGGUGAUGAAAUAUGACACAUGGAGGGGAGGAGAAUUGGCAAUGAGCCCUGAUGCACAAAUAGCCCUUUCCCCUUUGAAGCAUAUUUACAAGAUGGAAAAUAAAAACAUUGCCAGCUGUGGGGUUUUCUGUUUUUUUGUUGAGAGAAAUAUUUUGAGAAAUGUUCCGCAAUAUGUAUUGUGUGGCUGUCAUCCCUAUAUCAACAUGGAAUAAUUUUGUUAGCAUUUAUGCACUUUACAUGUACAGCAUGGGGCAUCUGAAAGCAUCUGCAUUUUUAAUAGGCUGCAGGAAGGUGGUGGGGGGUUGGCUGGUGGGGGGCACUGUGCAGCAUGAAUUACUUUCUUCUUUUUCACCUCUAGUGAGUUCCAUCUCUGGUCAGAACAAAAGGGAAGAUAUUUCAGUGAAACAAAUUAGCAUAUUUACUGACUGAUUUGAACAGGAGUUUCUUGACAUAUCCCCAUUAUGAGUUACAUAAAGCUCAUUUUGUAUAGAAGCAGCUAGCAGCUGGUGACAUAAAGCAUUUGUUUCCACUUAGUGGUUAAUGUGACAUGCACCUAUCCCAUACCAUUUGACUGAGCUGGCAGUUUUAAAUAUAGCCCUGUGGUGCAGGAUUAGUCAAAGCCUAGAUCUCUGAUUGCCCAAGCACCUGAAAUAUGAUGUUGUAACUUACAGCUUGGAAACAUUUUUUUUCAAUAAUGUAUAAUGACAUUAUUGAUUGUGUGCAAUAUACACGCUCUCUGUGAGCUGAAUGGAACUGUGUGGAUGAGCUUUUAGGAUAUUUGUCGAGUGGGAAAUUUCUGCAACCCAUGCAUAUCAUGUUUAUAAAGCAUGCAUAGAAAUCCAUUGCUCACUAGCCCCUGUUUUCACAUAAAGGUAAAGGUAAAGGGACCCCUGACCAUUAGGUCCAGUCGUGGACGAUUCUGGGGUUGCAGUGCUCACCUCGCUUUACUGGCCAAGGGACUUGGCCUACGGCUUCCGGGUCACGUGGCCAGCAUGACUAAGCUGCUUCUGGCGAAGCAAAGCAGCGCACGGAAACACUGUUUACCUUCCCGCUGGAGCAGUACCUAUUUAUCUAGUUGCACUUUGUGCUUUUGAACUGCUAGGUUGGUAGGAGCAGGGACCAAGCAACGGGAGCUCACCCCAUUGCGGGGAUUCGAACCGCUGACUUUCUGAUUGGCAAGCCCUAGGCUCUGUGGUUUAACCCACAGCGCCACCUGCGUCCUUUUGUUUUCACAUAGCUGCCAAUAGUAACGACAACAGAGCCACCACCUCCUCCUUGUGUGCUUCCUUCACAUAACAGUCUGCAUUCUAGGAAAUCGUAUUAUCUGGAAAAAUCAGGGUAGUACUGGCGUGGUCCUUCUGCCUUUUAUCCGUUCUUUAAACUUUUGUUCAGCAAACAAAGAAUUCAAUGUGUUCAGUCCAGUCCACCCUGUGUACAGUGCCCAUAUGGAAUAAUGUCCAUAAGGUAUAGCAGAGCACUGUGUAUUCUUCUCCAAGUGGUCAUUCAGCAUGCUAGGCUGAUUCAGGAAAGGGAGGUCUGUGUGUGCCCUUAAAUCCCCAUCCAACUGUCCCUCUCAGCUUGGUCAAGAAACCAGCUUUCAUGUUAUUUGUUUGGCAGCUGAAUGAGGAGAUGGGAGAUCACACAGGCUGACUGUUCCAUGUAACAGCAUGGUAUAAUGUCUGUAUACAUGCUUACACUGCAGAGGUGUGGCAAACAGGGUUUCUGCAUAAUUGCUGCUGCUGGAUUUGAUUAAGUCUAUGGCUUGUUACAGUUUUCUGUUUUGUUUGUUUUGUUUAAACAUAUUUUUUCUUAAAGAUUUCUUGGUUUACAAAAGUAUGUUACAUUUUCUACAUAGCAGUUUCAUUUGUUCAAACAUUAGUGUUACAUUUGGAAGAAAAGGGGGAAAGAGGGGGGCAUGGUGAGUGGGGUUGGGGUCGGGUGGCAAUGCUUCUGUUCUGCUUAAUGUAUGUGUGGGGUUUUGUGUCAGCUUCGUCUGUGCAGGUUCUCUUUACUAUUUGCUUGUGUUCCUUUGGUGGUGAGAGAGGUUGGGGUUGGCCUAGGGUGUGGCUGUUUGUUUGUGAUUGGCUGUGGUGAACUUUGUUUUCAUCUGUGAGUGGGGUGGGUGGGUGUUUUUGUAUCAGGUUAGCCAUAUUGAUUCGUAUGCUGCUGGCAGAUUCUUGGCGUUGUUGCGUUGGGCUGUGUAUGUGAUAUAGGGGAGCCAUACCGGGGUGAAGGCAUCUUUUUCUAUUUGUUGCCGUAUCAGUUUCAGUUUAUUGGUUAGUUUUUUUAAUAAGGCUGUUUCCCAUACUAUUUGAUACCAUUGAUCCAUGCUUACUGCUGACAGGUCUCUCCAGUGUCUGGCUAUGAUGUUUCUGGCUGCUGAGAGUAGGUGGGUUAUGAGCUCUUUAUGAUGUGACUGGGCAUUAUUAUCUUGGAAGAUGUUUAGUAGGGCCAGUUCUGGGGUGACUUCUAAUAAUUGCUUAGUUAUUUUGCAUAUUUCUUGUAUGAUUGUUGUCCAGAAUAGUUGGAUUUUGGGGCAUUCCCAACACAUGUGGAGGUAUGUGCCUGUGGAUGUGCAUCCUCUCCAGCAUUUUGGUGAGGUUCCUUGGGCAUAUUAGCGCUAGUCUUGGUGUUACGUACUAUCUGUAAGUGAGUUUCUAUGGUUUGUUACAGUUUUCAGUUUUGUACUUAAACAUUGCUAAUUCUAAUGUCACAAACAAGCCAAUUGUAAUAUGAUUCGUAUUCAGGUUUUUCUUCAAUAUACUAUAUCUUAAUUUAUUCCACAAGUCAUGAUAAGUAUGUAAUGUCUACUGCUUUUUUAGCAUAAUUUUGCUGACAGCAAUUAUUUGAUGAGAAGCUUUUUGCUUUUUGUCAGAGUGUAAAUGUAAAUUGUGAAACCCUGUCUCCAAAAAACCCCAAAAUCUUAGAUUUCUAAAUUUAUUAUGGGAUAAACUUUUCUGGCUUGAAAUCCACUUCAUCAGAUACAUGAAGUGUAAUCCUCAGAUGCGUGAAGUAUAAUCCCCAGUUGGCAGGUAUAUAUAUACAGAUGACUGGAAAGGAAAAAAUGUAGAAGUUGAAGCUGAAUGGCAACGAAAUAUACAAAAAGUACAAAUAUCACACUGUACUUUUUGCAUUCCAUUGUCAGUUAGCUCCAACUAUAUCUGCCAACUAAGCAUUAUACUUUGUGUAUCUAUUGAAUAUGUUUCAUGUAUCUUAUGGACUUAAGCCCACAAAAGUUUACGCCAUAAUAAAUGUGUUACCUUAAAGUCUCAUAGUCUUAUUUUGCUGCAACAAACUUAACAACGCUAUCACUUAAUAAAUUACUUCCCCCUUCAGUUUGUGUUUAAACUUUUAGAGACUCAAAUGUCUUUGUCCAAAACAUUCACUAAUGUCUCUUUAUCCAUUUUGUGCCAGCACACUGCUCACUUCAUACCCACAAGACUCACAAGUCCCAUUCACAGGAGCUUUUCACAUUUGUGCUAUAUGUGCAGAGAAGUAACAGUAGUAUUAUAUUGGCUGGCCCUACCUUUGACAUUCUGAUGAUGGACAUGAUGUUUGCACAUCUGCAACGGGGUGCUUAUGCAUAUGCAGCUUUUUGCAGAUACCCCAUCUCCAUGGUGGACAUUGGGGAUGGGACCUAUAGGAACAAUCCCAUUCUUCCUCCAGAUGUAUAGUCUGCACAAGAACACUAUCUUUGAGAAGGGCUUUAGUCACAAAUCUGAGAAAGUAAUGUUCUCAUGUUUUAAAUGGGAUACAUUGUUAUUUUAUUAAGGGGUUAUCCCUAUUGCAGUAUGGUUAAACAAACCUUUUAUUCUCUUUCCAGGAACUUACAAGCAGCCAUUGGAGCCUACUAUGAUUUUGAGAGUCCGAACAUCAAUGUGCCCUCCAUGUCAUUUGUUGAAGAUGUGACCAUAGGAGAAGGAGAAUCCAUCCCUCCUGACACUCAGUUUACAAAAACAUGGAGGAUACAAAACACAGGUAAAACAACUCUUCCUGGCUUCUUCUUGCUACUGGUUGAUGAUUCCCCUCCUAAUUAUAAUACAAUACAAUACAAUACAAUACAAUAAUAAUAACUGUUUUCUGUAAGGUUAUUCAUGAGAAUUUUUAAAAGCAAAUAUGCAAGAAUGUUUUAUUGUAUUUUCCUUAACAAUAUUUUUCAUAGCAGACAGUAACAAGGUAAGAAUUGUUCUGUAGGAGUUGAAAAUGUUUCUUUGAUUUGCAUGUGAAUACCAGUGUCUGCAAAUCAGCUUGCCAUGGCAAGUAUCCUUUUCCUCUAGCAAACAUAAUGAUCCUCUGCCCUCAAGCUUGGAGUGCAGGAGAUCAUCUUUGCCAUUGUGCUGCAUUACAGAGUUUUUCCAAGUACUUUAGCAAACAUGGUGCAGUGGAGCUCUGCGUUAGAUUGAGUGGGGGCUGUCUUUAAUCUUAUGAUGUUCCUUUGGAGAUGCUUGAAGCCCCACUGUUUUACUGAAUCAGAAAUACAGGGUAAUGGUGACCACAAUUUUUUGUUGGCUAACAAGGCCAGCCAAAUUUAUGGAUUCCUGUUCCUUGGAGCCCUAUUCAGACAUUCAGCCAAAUGUGUGAGAGGCAUGACUGUUAAAUACAGUCAUUGACAAUCCAAGUCUGGUAGUUCUAACAUAUGUGGCUGAACAAUGGGUUUUCCCAGGUCUUUAUUUUUAUGUCCCAAAUGCUGGAAAUGCGCUAUUUUUGUUGCAUGUCUUAAAUGCUAUGUAUCCAGAGAGAUAUGGAUGUCUCGUACACCCCAGGUAGUGUGGUUGCUGACCUUGAGCCAGACAUCCUGGAGAGUGAAGUCAAAUGGGCCUUAGAAAGCACUGCAAAUAACAAGGCCAGUGGAAGUGAUGAUAUUCCAGCUGAACUAUUUAAAAUUUUAAAAGAUGAUGCUGUUAAGGUGCUACACUCAAUAUGCCAGCAAGUUUGGAAAACUCAGCAGUGGCCAGAGGAUUGGAGAAGAUUAGUCUACAUCCCAAUCCCAAAGAAGGGCAGUGCCAAAGAAUGCUCCAACUACCGCACAAUUGCACUCAUUUCACACGCUAAGAAGGUUAUACUUAAAAUUCUACAAGGCAGGCUUAAACAGUAUGUGGACCGAGAACUCCCAGGAGUGCAAGCUGGAUUUUGAAGGGGCAGAGGAACCAGAGACCAAAUUGCAAACAUGCGCUGGAUUAUGGAGAAAGCUAGAGAGUUCCAGAAAGACAUCUACUUCUGCUUCAUUGACUAUGGAAAAGCCUUUGACUGUGCCAACCACAGCAAACUAUGGCAAGUUCUUAAAGAAAUGGGAGUGCCUGAUCACCUCAUCUGUCUCCUGAGAAAUCUCUAUGUGGGACAAGAAGCUACAGUUAGAACUGGAUAUGGAACAACUGAUUGGUUCAAAAUUGGGAAAGGAGUACGACAAGGCUGUAUAUUGUCUCCCUGCUUAUUUAACUUAUAUGCAGAAUUCAUCAUGCGAAAGGCUGGGCUGGAUGAAUUCCAAACUGGAAUUAAGAUUGCUGGAAGAAAUAUCAACAACCUCAGAUAUGCAGAUGACACAACUUUGAUGGCAGAAAGUGAGGAGGAAUUAGAGAACCUUUUAAUGAGGGUGAAAGAGGAAAGCGCAAAAUAUGGUCUGAAGCUCAACAUCAAAAAAACGGAGAUCAUGGCCACUGGGCCCAUCACCUCCUGGCAAAUAGAAGGGGAAGAAAUGGAGGCAGUGAGAGAUUUUACUUUCUUGGGCUCCAUGAUCACUGCAGAUGGUGACAGCAGUCACGAAAUUAAAAGACACCUGCAAGAAGAUCAAACCUAUGCACUCUUAAGGAAAUCAGCCCUAAAUGCUCACUGGAAGGACAGAUCUUGAAGCUGAGGCUCCAAUACUUUGGCCACGUCAUGAGAAGAGAAGACUCCCUGGAAAAGACCCUGACGUUGGGAAAGAUUGAGGGCACAAGGAGAAGGGGAUGACAGAGGACGAGAUGGUUGGACAGUGUUCUCAAAGCUACCAGCAUGAGUUUGACCAAACUGCGGGAGACAGGAGUGCCUGACGUGCUGUGGUCCAUGGGGUCACGAAGAGUUGGACACGACUAAACAACUAAACAACAACAUCCAGAGCUGGAAAGUAAUAAAACUUCUGCAGAAUUUUAGCACUUCAGUGUGUUCAGCUUCCUGACACGUUCGUACUUCGGUGUGAAUUACUUGUAAAAUUUUAAGUGAUGUAAAUAUUUUAUUACAUGUCCAAGUCACCAGCACAACAGAUUUUGGCUGCUGUUCUAGAGUUCAGAUGAACCCUGGAAGUUGAUAUAGUUGACUCUUUAGCUGCAAUUAGAAACAGAUUGGUGAAACUGUUGGGCAAUGGCAUAGGCUAUCUUGUUCAAUAACCAUUUUUUAAGGAUUAGAAAGGAAGAAUAAAAAGAAGUGUGGGAUAUGCUUGAUUUUAUUUCCCUUGUCUGUUUGGAAAGCAGUUUAUGGUGGGGGAGGUAAACACUGAAAGCAAUGGCAAGGGGACUCUUAAAAUAUUUUAGUUGCAAUAGCCAUUCAGAAAUAGCCUUAUCUCAUGAGUUUAAAUAAUAAUACUAUGAUGAAACUUUGAGAAGGGAUGAAAUGAGGUGAGAUGAACAACCCUUGGCACUAAUCUACUGGGAUAUAAUUAUGAGAGGGAAAUGAGAUCUGAUGCAAGGAAAUAGUUCUGCGAACAAAUAUUGCAAUGACAGGAUAUAAUCUGUAUUGUUGACCUAUGUAUCAGUGCUUUGAUUAUACACACAACUUUUGUUCAAAAUAAUUCCAAUAGAAAAAGUCUUGUCAUUAUAUUUUCACACAAAAUGCAGUUUUAUCUUUAUGGUGUCUGCUAUGGGGAUUAGAUUUGGCAUAGUAGGAAAAAAAUCUCAAACUAUUCAGGUAUUUCACAGAUUCCCAGAGCAACAAAAUGUUCCAGAAUUAACAUUCAGAAUAAAUGGACAAAGACAUUAAUGGCUCUUUUUCUAACAACUCGUUUGAUAAUUUUCCUUCUUUUAAAAAAACCCAAAACAACACAUCCCCAAUCAGAUUCUCAUGAAGUAUUUUAUGCGUGUUAGUGUCUGAUUUACCAGAAAAAAUGAGUGUUGAAAUGUUUCCCCCUUUGACAUUGGGAUUGGGGAUUUUGAUAGGGGAAACAAAAUAAUAAACUCAUAGCUUAAAUCAGUUGAUGUCUAUUUUUGGGCACUGUAUACGGAGAUGGGGCCUUAAGGAGGGUAAUUUCUGAUUUCUGUGUGGACUAAACAUUACUCUUUUUCUGAAAUAGUUGUUCUUUUUCCAAAUGUCUUCCCACUUGUUAAUCUUGCUUAGUGGCAACCCAGUUUAUUCAGUUUUGAUGCUUAGGUUUCUGGAGAAGAUAUCAUUGUUUCAAUGUAUGAAUUCAGCAUGUCAAAGGACUGAAAUGGUUCAAGAUUAUGUCUUCUUGCCAGGUGAAGCAAUGAAUCUUAAUGGCACUUGAAUAAUCCUUGUUUUAAAUGAGUUAUUUCUGGUUAUGAAUGAAUUCAUUCAAGAGUUUACUUGAAGAUUUUUGUUGCCUUAAAUAGCAAACUGUUGGAUACUUCAUCCAGUUGAUGAACAGAAAUUCAUAAUAUCGAAAAAAAUUCUGACAAGUUUUUUCUUUCCCUCUAUAAAAUACUAGUUAUGUGCCUGGUUUGUAUAAUAACAUUCUCCUCUAAAAAGCAGUAGAUGGGGGAAAUAUCUAUGCUUCUCUACAGUGCUUUUACUUUUUUUUGUUACCCUCCUGGAGAUCAGUAUGCCAAUACAGAAUUGCUUUCUAUCUUCUUUACCCACAUCCUUCCAUUAACAUCCAGUUUAAAGCCAUUUGCACACUAAAAUUCCUUCUGGUGUUAAAGAAAAUCAAAUAGAUUUUUAAAUGGAGAAUUUUUUUGUUACUUUGUUUCUCUGAGAAUACAGUGGUACCUCGGGUUAAGAACUUAAUUCGUUCUGGAGGUCCGUUCUUAACCUGAGGUACCACUUUAGCUAAUGGGGCCUCCCGCUGCGCGAUUUCUGUUCUCAUCCUGAAGCAAAGUUCUUAACUCGAGGUACUUUUUCUGGGUUAGCAGAGUCUGUAACCUGAAGCAUCUAUAACCUGAAGCGUCUGUAACCUGAGGCACCACUGUAUAUUAGUAUACAGACAUAAUUUAAACUAUGCCAUGCUACUUACUGAUUAAAGUAGCAUGAUUACUGAUUAAAGGAUAUCAAAUGAUUAUCCUUAUACAUUGUAGCUCAUGAAGCACAUUGUAUACACGUGUUACUCAAAUAUAUUUUAAUACUAAUGAUAAUAAUAAUAAUAAUUUUUAUAUUUAUACCCAGCCACUCGGAAAAGCACUAAAAACAAUAAAACUUCAGACAUUAAAAACUUCCCUAAACAGAGCUGCCUUCAGAUGAAUCAAGAGCUACUGUGUGUCUUUUCUAGGAUCUAAUCUUAACGUACAUUGUUGAUGCAUUGUACUGUUUUGUUCCAUAAUUACUUAGAGCUGGGAAUUAUCCUUAAUGGAGUUAAACUCAGAGCACAUCAAUAAAUUUCGAAAAUAUAUUUUUUAUUCAGUAAACUAGUGGAAUUAAGAACUUGGGCUUUCAGUCAUCUAGUUGUUUCUAUGUAAUACAUAAAGUCUAUCCAGUCUAUUUUGUGCCAUCAGUGUGGUGAAAUGGCUGGAAUUUAAAUAGUCUGCCCAUGCCAUUAUUCUAUUAGUUGUUAGGAUCUCUUCCUUAACUUUUUCAAAGUCAUUCUCAAGAUAAGCUGAAGCAUUUGUUUUCAGUUCCACUGUGAUGGGUCAGGUGCAGGUCCAGUUGUGACCACGUGGAGGUCUCUGGAUGCCAGGUUGGCAACUUGGGAAAGCAAAAUGUCACCUGUAGAAGAAUGAGACAUAUUUUAGUUGAAGCUUGAAUUUGUUUGAUUCUGCAUUGUAUUAUUUGAUGUUUUAAUGUAUUAUGAACCUCACUGAGAUUUGUUCUUUAAAAUAUAAUGCAGUAUAGAAAUGAAAUGAACAACAGCAAGCAUCACUGGAGGGAAAAUGGCACCUAGACAUUCCAUGGUGGCAACCAUAACCCAGGUUUAAGGUGCCAUUUAGCAAUUGGAUUAUGUAUCUGAGUUUCUAACACUGGGUGGGAUAAAUGCCACUUUUUCAGCUUGUAAUUGCUACUGUAUUGCUACAUUCCUUUCUUUAGUUGUUGUCUUUUAAAUUUGAGUCUUGAGCAAUCUGUUACGAGUUGCAGAAAACAAUGGUAAAAGGAAAACGAGACAACAUAGUCUUAAAGUUAAAACUGAGAAUUAAUACAUUAUUUUAGAGCUACAGGUCUCUGUAUGUAAGUUCAAUUCAUGUGAAUAUGCUACAGGUUCCCUUCCUUCCCACUUGUAUGUUCCCAGUAUUUCCUUGUCUGAUGUCCUCCAAUCAUACUUUGCCACAGUAUCUGAAGUGUCAGAUUAUUGUUAGUGCUAACCAGAGUGAGCAUUACUGCCAACCAAAAUUGCCCCCAAACUAGUUUUUGGAAAUUCAUUUCAAGCCAUGCUUUCAAAACAUGUUAUUGUUCAUGCUAAUCACAAAAUGAAGUUCAUGGUAUUUUCCUGGUUUUCCAAAUCACUUUGUGCAGUGUCAGAAAGUGAUGUUUGAGCCAUAGUGCUUACUAUUUAGAAUCAGUAUUUUUUAUUGUUGGACUACUAUUCUUAAAACUGAGACUUUGAGAGCAACAGCAACAAAAGCUUUGUUCAAUGGUUAAUGGAGACAGUCAAUACACCACAUAGACUUGCAUGCUCUUAAAUUAUAGCUGUUGGAAUGCUGAUUUAAAUUCUUCAGAGAGCCUUGGGGUUUGUGUGACAAUUCAUGUUAGAAUUUGAGCAGAAUUUUCUUUCUGCUCCUGAAAGUAAGGGUGAAUUUAGACACAUGUAUUUCUCAACAAAGCAGCUUUUUCUGAAUUCAUGAAUAUGUAAUUCAUGUCCCUACCAUAUAUUAAUGUGUAUGUACCAGUAGUUAAUGUGCAUAACAGAAACAUGCCUUUGACUGCUGCACAGAAGGAACUUUCACCUGUUGCAUUGGUGACAUGUCGUGUUCAUGGACAUGUGUAUCAAUCAGUUCAUGAUUGUAUGCAUCCGAGUCAGUCAUUACACUUAGCAAUGAAGAUGUGCAAUACAACUUCCUUUUACUAAGUGUUUACAGAUGUUUACACUUGUUUGAUGGGACGACACACAUUUUAAUGAUAAAUGUACUAUCUGUUAAUGACCAUUAAAGUAAUGCUUUAAUGUAAUCUUCACUGAAUCUCAGGGACAGAAGCAUGGCCUCCAGGUGUUUGUCUUAAAUAUGUCGGCGGAGACCAGUUUGGCCAUGUGAACAUGGUGAUGGUCCGAUCAUUGGAGCCCCAGGAGAUUGCAGAUGUCAGCGUACAGAUGUGCAGCCCUAGUACUGCAGGAAUGUAUCAAGGACAGUGGCGAAUGUGCACUGCCACAGGACUUUAUUAUGGAGGUAAGUGCCACCUUCUCAUAAGACUUUUUCUUACUUGCGACAUUUGAGCAGCCUUCUGUGUUGCUGGGACUGUUGUGAGAAUAAUAUCUGCUAACUAUUGCAACUCUACUUGUUAAGAGAAUUCCAGAACCGAGUUCAAACAAGUGUUCCUUUCCAUAUAACAUUUUGGACCUCACAAAAACCCCUUCACAUUGUAGCUAUCUUUCACAAAACAGACAAAUGAAUGUAAAUGUUUCCUUUAAAGGUGGCAAUGGCCACUGGCCUUUUGAAGUGCUGUCUGCUGUAUGAUCCUCCCCACCUUUUGGCAGGUGUGAGACAAAGAUCACUGUCAGUGUGUUGCUGAAGAUUGCUUCCCUUAAAGAGGCCACUGCAGCCCCUUUUAGGGGGGCAAUGCACAACAUGAAUGUUUUAUUUUUAUUUUUCAAAACUCAGAUCCUACCAACCUACUGAGGAACUCAAUAUCAUUAACAAACUAUUUCAAAAUAUAGAAUAACUUCUAAGUUAUGGGAAACUUUGCACAUCUUAAAAAGUUACCUUUCAUGGCAAAGCAGCAACAACCGCAAACAAACCCUGAACCCAACAAAAAUUCCAUGUAAUUCCAAUACUCUUUUAUAAUCCAGGACACAAAUCAUUUCAAGUGUUUGAAAAGUGGCAUGUUACAACUUCAGGUAUUAAUUGUUAGGUUGAUUCACUUGUCUGUUUUACUGUGUAACUAACAUAGGAGAGAUGGAACGAAAUAUAUUGAAAUAACACUGAACAGAAGCACUUUAAACUGCAACAUUAGUUGUAGAUCCUACUUGUGAGAUUUGAUUGCCAAUUUUUCUGUUAAUUUUUAUUUCCUGUUGAUGAUUGGCAUGUUUAACAACUUUCACCCCCAAAUGAUGGUAUUUCUUUCAAGUGAAAGAUGUGACUUCCACUGAAUUUUCUUUUUUGGAGUCUUUUUGUAUAAUUAUUUUCAUGCUUGAGAAUGACUAGAAUAAAUACCAAGAUUAACAGAAGGUGGCAGUAUUUCACUAUCUUCAAACUUUCAGAAUGCCGGAUACUAAAACAUUCAGGCUGGCUUUGAGCAAACAACGAGCCCUGUUGUAAUACCUCCCAUGUAUCUGAAAUGUGGUCCAUAUUGAUAUUACAAGGAUUUGGCAUUUUCGUUUCUUAAUGUUUGAUAAUAUAAGCAUCAUGUUGUUUGAGAGGUAUUGAAAUUAAGUAAAAUUGCAAAUUGUAUUUUGUGCUGACCCAGGAUUCUCUUUCACAGACAUCAUCUGGGUGAUCCUCAGUGUGGAAGUUGGAGGACUUUUAGGAGUAACGCAGCAACUGUCAUCAUUUGAAACUGAGUUCAACACACAACCACAUCGCAAGGUAGAAGGAAACUUUAACCCGUUCGCCUCUCCGCAGAAGAACAGGCAACCAGAUGAAAACAACCUAAAAGACCCUGGGGGUUCUGAGCUAGACACAAUCAGCAAAAACACGUGGGGGCCUGCUCCUGACCAAAUUGAACAAGAUCAGACUGAACUGUCACAAAACUCUGUAAAUCUCUCCCCCAGCAGUCACUCGAACAACUUAUCAGUAGUGACAUACAGUAAGGUAGGUGCCCUGGGGGUACAGGAGAAUGGGGAGGUCAUGAGUCCAUGACCUGUAUUGUGAUGGUCCUUCCUUGCAAAUUGCAUGACUCCCCCUUGUGCCUCUGUACACUCCGCUUAAAAGGGCCUGCAUUUGGCUAUUCAUCUUACGAGUCCUUUCACUGAAUUAAAAGCAAGCUUAAACAAGACUAUUUUCAAAUGCUAAAACUAUUUUAACAUUCUGUUAAAAUAAUAUUCUUCAAAUGCUGCUUGCCGGAUUUGAGAAGGCAACAAUUUACAAAGCUGCUUUUUAAAAGUGCACUUAAAAUUGGAAGUAUAUUAGGUGGUAAGUGCUAAAAAUGUAGUCAACCAGAUUUGGAAGCUAAAAUGUAUGGAUAAGAGAAUAUUGAUCAGAAUAUGUUCCAGGUCUGUGCAGAGUGUGGGGUAGCCAGGUACACUUGCCCCAAGCCUUGGAGGGCUACCUUGGCAGGGGGCGGGGCUUUUUUGUUUGAGUUUAUAACUUUAUUCUAAAAAGACUCCCACCCUGGGCCUCAGACAAGCUCUGCAUAGACCUGAUGUGUUCACUUUUCAUUUCCCUUUUUGUUUCUACUUUACUUCAAAUCAUUGCUUAAAAUGGUUAGAUUCACUUGUUGCAUUUUGUUCUGAUUUCAUUGAAAACAUUUUGCUGCCUUUUGCAUAAAAAUAUACAGAAGCUUGUGGAAUCAUAGUUUACAUAAUCCAGUGUGGUGUAGAUGGUGUUUGUUUUUCCAUUUUCCACAUGGACAGGUCCAUUCAACAUGUUAUUCAGGGCCCUGAGGCAAUUGCCAGUUGGUGUAAGGUUUAAAAUAGGAUGAAUAAAAUGUAUUGAGCAGCUAAGGUAGAAGGAAGACAGUUGAAGCAGAUAGUGUACUGGUAGUGUGUGACUAAAGCUACUCUCAAAUGGAUUGGAUAAGGUGAAUUCAAGUUAUGACGAAGAGAGAACAUUUCUUGAUGCAAGUGAUGAUUGUAUCUUGGAGUAGUUAGUCAUAGAAUCAACAAGAGGAGAGCCAGCAAUUUAAUCCUAAACCAUGUCCAGGUUUCUAUGGAAGAUAUAAGUAUUGUUGAAAUACGUAGGCUGUGGUCACACUUUCUUUCAAACUCAGUGAAAAGUUGCUCCCAAGCUCCAGUACAGUCACAUUUACUUUCACAAGGUGGAAUUGCUCAGUUGGUUAAAAGGAAGUUAAGCGGUGGAAGGAUCACAUCUUUUUACCAGGGUGCAACACCCCACCUUCCCCCCAAAGUCCACAUUCCUUUUGAGAUAAUCUGUCAGGAGCAGCGUGUCACUAGUGGCAAGGAUCAGAGCUUUGCACUCACUCACACACCACCCAUUCAUUCAGACAUGCAUACACUCCAUUCACCCAUUCAGUCUUUCUCACAGUUGCAUGUGCUGCCUGCAUUUAUCAACAGUCACACCAGCCCCACAGUUGUUCUUUAUUCUGUCACUGUGUGCACUUCCUGUAGGAGACACCUGAAACAUUUACUAAUAGGACAUUGAAGACUCAGCUUACUCACAAACCAAACUCAAGCAAAAUGGCAAAUGGGGUAAGCCUCUAGAGGCCAGCAGACAGAUAGGUGCCUGGGGAAAAUGAGGGGCAUGGAAAACUAUCACUGGCUUAUACUAUAUCCAAUAUCAGAAGCACAGACUCUGAAUAUCAGUUCCUUAUGUUGAAUAUAGUGAUUGGAGGCAUUAUCAAGUUUAUUCAGUACACAAAAAUGAAGUUUUUGGUAUUUUGUAUUCCUUAGAGGCAAAAAGUAGCAACAAAAUUGCUUGACAAUAAAUUCUGCUUUGCAAUGCAGGAGUUUGUUAUUGAAUGCUAACAUUUUGAAGAGUGAGUGGGCAAAAAUCCCUUCCGGCCUAUCCUCUUUUAAAUGAUAUAUCCACUAAAUAAAACACCCUUCUUUGAACUCAAAGGCACCCUAUCAUUUCAUGCAGAGGGACUAGAUAAGCAUUUGUUUCUGUGACCUCUCUUACUCUGUAGUGCUUAAUAUUUUUUCUGUCAAAGCUUAGUGACUGGUCUGGGUCCAGCAAAUAAAGCAUUAUUGAAGAUAACCAGAUUUCGAUUUUAUCAGUAAUCUGAAUGGGAGACUACUUGAAGCCUUGUGUGUGAGAGAAAUACUUCAUUAAAACCCACAUUUUCACCAAAAAAACUCCACAAUCAAAUCAAUUCCAUAAAAUUUAUGUAUGCUUAAGUAUAAGAUGAAAGUUAAAUUUGUACAAAUAUUUACCACAUAAGGGAAAUUUUCUGAAUCUGAUCAAUAUUGCAUGUAACAUCUCCUUUACAUAGUAAAUAUUUGUCACAUUCACUCUUUCUCCCAAUAAGCCCAAAAUGGAAUGGCUUAAGUUUAUAUAAUCUUUUUUAAGCUGCCAUUUUUAUGCCUGCAGCUGCAAAAUUGCUCAGCAAGAACUUAUGGGUAAUAAAGCAUGUUUUUAAAGAAAGUGAGCAUGAUAUAUAGAAACUAAAAUCUAGCCCUUGAGCGGGAAUUAUAUUUGCUCUGUGUAUUCAUUUCAAUCUUUAUUCUAAAAUUUUCUUUCUGAAGAAUUCCUGCUAGAGUCAACUGGCUGAAUUCACUGGCUAGUCCCCACUCAUACUGUGUGCUAAGUAUAAAGUUCCUACAUUGAUAAGUGUCUGUAUGCAACUUAAGGGGACAACUUUAAAAUGUGAUUUUUCUCUGCCUACCCCCUAACAUUCUGAAGUGGUACAGUACAAAGAGGGAAGUAUGUGCUUUUUCUGAACAUGUAGAUCAGCUCCUUGUUUAAAUAGAAGAACAGAUGAAUAGUGGGAAAGAGCUUUGAGCUACUGCAUUAUAUUUGUGCAGCAUGCUUUGAAGGGGGAAAAAACUCUGUUUGUGUUGAGUUUACAUAAGUGAUUCAAAAGAGCUUUGGAUAGUUUGGAGAAGCACUGACCAGGAACGGGCCAGGAAGUGAUGAGAAAUAGAGGACGAUUGAGUAGUUCUAUCUGAGGCUGCCAUCAGUGUAAACUGGAAGACUUCUGUUUUGUUUUGCAGCCAUGCAUCAAAAGCUGAUGCCUUAAAAAAUAAAUAAACUGUACUUCUAUUUAUUCAAAUUACACCACAAACUAAAUAAAAAUAAAGCCAAUGAUGUUCAACUCCAAUCUUUUCUAUAUUAGAUACCUAAACUUGGAGAGAAACUUAAGUUAUGUUGGAAUUACGUUUCCCAGUUAACAUCAUUCCCAACAGUAAUGUUGAGUUAAGAGCUGGUUCUUACCCAAAAGUUUAAUUGGGUAGUGUUAUCAUUUUUUACUAAUUGGGAGGCACAUCAGGAAGUCAAUAAGAAAACUAAUGGGAUAAUUAUUUUUAUGAAGAAACUUUUGCACUACUAGAGUAAGCAUUCCACAGUAGAAAAAGGAGCAGUAUUUUCCAGAUUACUGAUUACUUCAGAACUUGUUACCAUCAAAGCACAGACCACCUAAAGUGAGGGCCACCAGUGUGGUCCAUAUCAGUGCCCUGGUGCUCACAAAGUCCUUCAUUGGCAUUGCUGGGCAGGGUCCCCAGACUCUAAGCUUUUAUUUUUUUAAAAAAAGAAAAAAUGGUAAAUCUCUAGUCCUCCUAGAAAGAAAGUUGUAAAGCAAAUGUGCAGGUACCAUUCUAAGCAAUUUACGUAUGUGAAAUGAGCUCCCAUCUGUCAUUGUUUUAGCCAAAGGGCAAAGUCAGAGCUGUGGCUGAUAGGUAAGCUAUUUGGACACCAAGCAUUAGGAAUCCCUUGAGUCCUAAAGAGUUGCUCUUUUCUCCUCCUUUAGUUCGCUUUUCCAGCUUCUGUCUUAUUUUCCAGUCCUUGAAAUCUCCAUAGUUUGCCUUUUGUUCACCCCUCUAAUUUAUGCCAUGUCCCCCAUGGCAGCCAUGUUGUGACUAGCAGCCAUAGCACUCUCUCAAAAAUCAAAAUGUGCCCACUGGUCUAAAAAAGUUGGCAAUCCCUUGCCUAAAGGAUGUAUCCUAUAGCAAAUGAAGCUGCUUAUAGCUACAAGAGUCAAGCGUGUAACUGGCUAUCCACUUGUUAUUGUCUCUGCUAUUAAUAUUUCCUGGGUAUAUCUAAGAGAGAUCUUAUUUGCAGAAUGCAAUGCAACACAACUGAUUUCCAGAUAAUAAGACUGUGCAAGAAAGGUAAAGGAACCCCCUGACCAUUAAGCCCAGUCACGGACAACUCUGGGGUUGCGGCACUCAUCUCACUUUACUGGCCGAGGGAGCUGGCAUUUGUCCGCAGACAGCUUCCGGAUCAUGUGGCCAGCAUGACAAAGCUGCUUCUGGCGAACCACAGCAGCAUACGGAAACGCCAUUUACUUUCCCGCCAGAGUGGUACCUAUUUAUCUACUUGCACUUUGAUGUGCUGUCGAACUGCUAGGUUGGCAGGAGCAAGGGACUGAGCAACGGGAGCUCACCGCGUCACGGGGAUUCGAACCGCUGACCUUCUGAUCGGCAAGCCCUAGGCUCUGUGGUUUAGACCACGGCACCACCCGCAGAUAAUAAGACAGUGCAAUAGUGACUGACAAAUAAUGUGUAUGUAUAUUGCAUAUAAGAGAAAAGAAUAUGGUAGUAGAGCAGAUACUUUGCAUGCAGAAGGUCCCAAGUUCAAUCCCUGGCAUCUCCAGCUUGGGCUGGGAAGGACUCCCUGCCUGAAAUGCUGGAGGACCACUGCCAGUCAGUGUUGCCAAUAGUGGGGCUAGGUGGAUCAAUGGUCUGACUUGAUAUAAGUCAGCUUCUUAUGUUCCUAUAUUUCUGGAAAGUUUAUAAGGCCAACUAAAAUAUAUCACUCUUGGACUUCACUUCCCCACCAUCCCUGGUGACCUCUUAAGAAAAAAAUGCAGUAGCUUCAUAUUAGUACUUCAGGGGUUCUGGUAAAAAAUAUCUAUAAAUUGCUAUUGGGCGCUUGGUCUUUCAGAGCCUAAAAACUGAAUGUUGUCCUAGCAUUUGAAAUGUAUGCCAGAGGUGAGUUAAGGUAGAAAACAAAUAUGAUGAUGUCAUUUGUAUUUUAGAGGAGAUUUAUUUGAAGAAUGCACUGUUUUAGAAUGAUGCUUUGGUAGAGUAAAGAGUGGCUGAAACAUUGUGGAUUGGAAAUGAUAGGUUUAUAUGCCUCUUAUUAUAUAUGGUCAUAAUUUAGAAAUUAAUUUGUGCCUGUUUUACCAAUGGUGGCCAGCUAAUGAAUAGCCAUAAUUGAAAACCUGUAGAAGUGUGGCUUAUAUUAGUGCUGCCUACCUUGGUUUAAGUCAUGUGAAGUUGGCUCAUUGCAAAUAGGCUUUUGAAAGUUUAUUGUAUGCAUGUUUUGGAAUUUGAAGAAGGUCAACUCUGCUAAUACUGCCAAUUCUGGCUUGCCACAAAACAUGCAUGAGGUCUGCAACUCAAUAUGGCAUCUUUGACUGGGGAGACAGAAUCAAUCUUUAAGCCUAGUGAGCAGUUUUGUUUGUGCAUAAACCGUUGGGGCUAGGACUGUUUUUGGUUCGUGAACAUGAGCUUUAAAGAUUUAAAGAGCCAUGUAGGGAACUUAAUUGCAUUGUUAUAGCAUUCCAGGAGUUCAUUAUACCAAACCUCUUGAAAGUAUUUAAUAUCCCAAACUGGAACUUCACUUCAAUGAUUUUGUCAGUGUUCUAGAUUUUUCUUUGGGCUUAGUAUGACAGGUGGCAAGGGAAUAUGUUUUGACUGUGUAGACAUUGAAAUGUAGCAUUGAAAUGCAGAAGAGAAUAGAAUAAAAUGAAAUGAAUUGUAUGACCCUUUGUAAAAAGUGAUAAAUGGCUUUAGAACAUAGGUUGUAGAGGAUUUCAUACACUUGGGAUGUUGUGGUCACAUUGGAACAGACAUUGCUUAGUUUAUUCCCCUUUCUGAAAUUAAUUUUUGUCUCUAAUUCUUUUCCAGGGUUUUCACGGUCCUUAUCCCUUUGGACAGUCUUAAAAACAAAAACGGGUAUCGUCGAGAAGAGAAUUUGACAAAGAAUGGACUUGGGAGGGAGGGGGAGUUCUUAUGGCUUAUAGAAGAUACAACAUGAACCCCCUUCUUGGUCUCCAUAUCCUGAGAUAAGAAGAAAACAAACAAUAACUUAAGACUAGUUGUUUCCAGAAAAAAAACAAAACUAAAGUAUGCAUGUGUGAAUGCUGAAUUUCAGGAGUGCUGUUCAGUGCUAUGAGAGAGAAAAAUACACCAAUGUUUUGUUUAGAAGUCAUUGUCACAGUUAAUUAGGUAGCCUAAAAGAAUUUUUUUAAAAAAAGAUUAAAAUGGAAAAGCCAUCUCUUUUUAAAAGAAAUUAUUUUGCCUACAGAGAGGUUGUAGUCUGAGCAAAUGUUAAUUUUUCGUUCCUUGUUCAUAACUUUUUAAAAAAGGGACAGCGUGCAUUUUCAUGGAGAUGUGCUUGCUAUGAAAUGGAAGCUUGCUUAGCAUUUUCUUGGUUAGUGCAGCUAUUUGUUUGUCAGAUGGUAUUAAUUUCUAGCUUGAUCAGUAUCCAGAUCCAUAAAUUUUAAUGACGUCUUUUUCCCCCUUUCUUUCUUUUGGUUAUUUGCCUUUAUUCUGCUUUUAGUAUCAUUCUUCUGGGCAUGGUGUGCAUUAGUCAUCUGCUAGUUCUUUUCUGUUUGGUUGCUCAGACCCAGUUUUGCCAUUUGUUGUGCAGGGCAAGAAUGUCAAGAGGGUAAAAACACUGAGCUGAUGCAAGAGGGGUGUCUUGUGCUUUGAUUGUGGCACAUGCUCUUAUUUAAAUUCCAAAGUUUGCCCUGGACAGUUAGCAUAUUGAAAUAUUCCCAUGUUCAUUAAUGUACGGUAACUGUCUUUGAGACAGCUAUGCAUGUAUAUGUCACUUUUGUGCCAAGAAGAAAAAUUAUUUUUCGGAGUGGUAGAGCACCAAUUAUUAAAUUUCCAUGACACUUCUAAGAUGUAAAUUUCACAUCUUCUGUUUUAUAUUGGAAUGAUUACUUUGAGUCUUCAGUGAUAAAAAAAUAACUAGCUUCUUGGCAGAGACCAAAUUGCUUUGAACAUAUGGGAGAAAGAAGAACCAUCAGCAGCCAUUCACAGCAAUUCCUUCUGCUUAUCAGCUUGUUUGAUCUCUGAACACUUCGAUUUAUAGACUGGUGUGUGUGUGUGUGUGUGUGUGUGUGUGUGUGUGUGUGAAGGGUGUGGAACUGUUUAAGAUCUAACUGCGUAUAGCCCAUGAAGAAUGAUAGCCAUAUAAUUGAGGCCAAUCUGUCCAAUUCCAUAGAGAAUUAGCAGAGCAUGGUCUCUUGAAACUCUUGGGUUUUGCAUCGGUUUAAGGAGGAGGGGUUUUUUGUCUAAUUCAAAAACUUGAACUAGGCCACAGCAGCCAUCUGCCAAAGAUAGAAUAAUAUGCAAUGCCUCCUUCCUUUCAUCUCGCUUAGAAGAUCAAACUCCCUGGUCUGAGAUAGUGGAAGUAUGAGUAUGCACUGAUGGGGGUGAUGUAAGGCCUGAAGUAACAUGCAUUGAGCUACCUUGUUGGGUUGAUUUGCAUACGAGGCCUUUAUUCUUCUGUAUAGCUGACCACAACCCUGUUUCCCAUCAGAACAUAUAUAUAUAUAGCACCCAAAGUCUAAAUGGAUCUGGCUAGGAUCCUAGUAGGCAGAUGUGUAGGUAUUCAGUCUUCUAGGCCAGCUCAGCAUCUAAUUUGAUGUUUUCACUUUUGAAGAAUUGUAUAAUUUUUUUGCAUCCCAACUAAUUUGAAGAGUGUAGAAACUAUGGAAUACCUUCCUUUAACUUUCCCCCAGCUUGGCUCCCCAAAUUCUUAUCUUAAUCAUCAUAAGCAGCAUAUUAUUCAGAUGCAAAAUAAGGUGUAGAAACUGAUUAUGUAUAGCAUUAGUCAUGAUAAUUGGUUUUUAUUUAUUUUUCCUGCCCUGGGCAAGCAACUUUUUUGAUACGCAAAGAAAAGACUGAGUACACUGUAUGGUUUUUGAGAUGAGUGUGUGUGAGAGAGAGAGUAACCUCUGGUGGCAACAUUGGAAGUCAGUGGCAACAACUGGCAGCUACUACAGUAAGCUAAGUUAAAACAGAUUCAGUUUUCUCUUUAGACCAAGUUAGGUAUUCAGAAACCUCACCAUCUAAACUGUCAAACAUUGUGGAGACUUUAGUUUUUUCAUAGUGCGGAGCAAAAACUGAUAUUUACUGCCCACUACUGUUCUUUUACAGCAAGUAGGGAUGACCAUUUCCUGCAAGUCAUCUCAAAUACUAUCUCCUCUUUUGAGUGCUGGUGACUUUUAUGAAUGAAACAGUCGUUCCACUGAAGAAAGCAGAAAUCACAGCCAGGGCCCAGCUUGGUUGCAGUAAAAGUAGUCCUCUUUAUUGUUGCUAGUUUCUGAGAUCUUUCUGGGGAUAAACAUUCCUCUCUCGGGGGAUGAUCUCUGUAUAAAUAGUUACAAAGGGCUCAUACCUGUUUGCAGGUAUUUUGAUUUGAGUGAUAAUCCCUUCAGUGAUGACAAUGGGAGGAUGUUUAAAAUGCUCACUGUUUUGUGUCUCGUUUCUUUUCUCAAAUAUUCUUCUCUUUAUACAAUACCUCCUUUAUUAUUCAUGGAGCUUCUUGGAACUCUGAUUUUAAAUUCAUUAGUUUUUAAGGCGUUUUUGAUGAUUUUGGAGCCAUUGAAAUGGCUGAAGCCAAAAUCAUGUUUGCUUGGGAGCAGCACUUUCAGACAGCUAAGGAGGGCAAGACAUUUUUGUGCCUAAGCAUAAAGGUUUGAUUUUCACAAAUGCAUAAUACUAGCUUCAUAAUUAUCAGGGGAAGCUGCCACCUUUUCCCCCUCCUCAACAGAUGACCUAUGGCUUCAACAGCAUGGGAAGCAGAAACACAGUAGAUGUAGCUUUACAUAGCAUGGAGGUGUAGGAAUGGGGGGUGGCUGCACCUGCAGAAUAGCUGAAUGUCAUAAAGGCACAACCCCUUUGUGAGAAAAAGGUGGCAAUGCUAACCAGUGCCUAGGUUUAACACACAGCACUUCUGUACAGAUAUAAUCACAUGUAGGGGAAACAGUGUAGACUGCUGAGUUUGGAAGUGGCAUGGGUAUUUAGAUUGCUUUGUUGCAAUUACAGGAAUCAGAGAGCCACUCAUAGCUUUAAAAUGCAUAUAUUGGCAAACACUCUUACCCACUUCAAAUAUUAUCGUGUAUAUGCCUCUCGUUCCCUCUUGCAUGAUCUGUAAAAAUACGUUGUGAAUAAAAUAACCCUUUUUACCAAAGUGAUACUGCUUGGACAUGGAGGAAGCUAAGCAUUGCUUGACCCAUAUCCCUGUUCCUGAAAUGUGACUGAUUCUUGCUCCCCCAAAUUUAGCUUGCUUCAUGUAACAAGUGUGGUUGGCUCUGGCCAUUUCCCUAGUGGUUCUCAUUCUGGAAGAAAUGAUGGAUUCCCGAGGAGGAAGAAGUAAUUUUAAUUUAACAAAGGGAAGUUUGGAUUUCUCAUUUGUUUGCAGCGUUCUUUUUUUAUUUUUAUUUUAAUGCAGAUUAAACUGUAACCCAAGCUGUUGGGUUUGAAAAUGUGCUGGCAACCUCUGCAUCUGAAAAUGUGACUGUGCCUGGGAGGCAAGAGCACCCAGUCUUCUCACUAGGAAAUUGAGCUGGCUUUGAGCCUUAGUGGGUGCGAGUAAGCUCUGUCUCUGUUUGGGGAUGGGUGCUAAGCCUGCACUGUCAGGUUGGGCCUAUGUUGUUGCUCCUAUUUGGGGCAGGUGAAAGGUGUAUCCUAAGGCCUCAGGGAUUUGGGAAUGUGUAUUCAUCCCACCCCCCAGCUGCAGAUGAGUGCGUCUUGAAUCUCUAUAGGUACAAGUGUAGCCGGAGAAGCCUGGGGCUAAGAAAUGCACGCUGUCCCAUGUAUGGGUUUCCAUUGUUUUUUCUCUUGUGUGAGUGAGUGGUUGAUUCUGCAGCCUGUCUUUAUUCUCUCUGGGGGGAGUGCAUGUGUAGAGCAGGAUGUGUGUUGCUUCAUUGAGUCUGGGAAGAAUCCUGUAAUAGCACAUUGUGGGGGAAAACAAAGAUGCUUUUUCCUUAAUGUAUAAAUGAAUAUUUGUAUGAUUAAAUUAACACAAAACAAUCUUAUACUUGAGUUUUUAUUGAAUGACCAAAGCUUGGACCUACAGUGCCUUUUCGUGGUUUAAAUGGUUCCCACUUUACUUUCCUUCUUUCCCAUUUGUUGGGGAGUAUCAUGCAAGCCAGGACUGAGCUGAAAACUCUGUGCUUAAUAAAUGAAAUAAAAUGAAUUGUGGUUA
Molecule: messenger RNA, 33472 nt
Organism: Podarcis lilfordi (Lilford's wall lizard)
Lineage: Eukaryota; Metazoa; Chordata; Lepidosauria; Squamata; Lacertidae
Source: the annotation of a GenBank genome assembly